AUGCAACUAUCAUCUUUGCUAGCAGGACUUGCAGCGUUGCAAUUCGCCGCAGCGGCACCUACAAAUGUUGCGCUCGGAGCAACAGGGAGAUCGCUCUCGAUCAGCGAAGACGGCACGACAGCUUCCCUUGACGGUCGAAGCAUUGAUUUGAGACAAGCAUUCAAGAGGAACACUGGAUGCAAACCUGGAAAGGGUCCCUGGGGCGGCCAACCAGGACCAAUGCCAAGCGCAAAAGCAAUCUACUUUAUCUCCAACGCUGCAAACAACUCGGUCGUUGCCUUGAAAGUCGCAGCUGAUGGGACUCUGUCCGAUGGGUCGAUAACUGCCACGGGAGGAGCAGGAAUGUCCGGUGUUGAUUCGACAGGAAACCCAGCUGGAGCAGAUGGACUGUUCUCCCAAGGUUCUUUGAAGAUCGCAGGAAACACCCUGCUCGCAGUCAACCCGGGUUCCAACACCGUAUCCAUGUUCUCCAUUAACCCAUGGGACCCAACAAAACUUACCAUGAUCGGUACUCCAGCCUCAACCCUGGGCGAGUUUCCCGUCUCAGUCACUAUCUCCCAGAAGCUAGCCAUCGCAUGCGUCGCAAACUCAGGUGCCAAGUCCGGGGUAGCCUGCCUGUCGAUCACUGCCAAUGGCCUAAAGCCCCUCGACAAAGCCCUCCGUUCAAUCCCACUCGGACAAACUACUCCUCCCUCCGGACCCCUCAACACCAUCUCACAAACCUUCUUCAACGCCGACAACACCGCACUCCUGACAACCGUCAAGGGAAACCCCAUGGUGAACAACACCGGUUUCAUUUCCGCUUUCCCCGUGCAAAACGGUUGCGUGAGCCCACAAGAGACGCGCUCCUCGCCCAACGGAACAGCCGUGCUCUUCGGCGUCACACUACUCCCAGGCAGCAACGACAAGAUAUUCAUGACAGACGCAUCGUUCGGUGCCGUGACCGUCUCCCUUUCCGCAGGCCUGACCGGCUCCACGGACGCUUCCACAAAGAUCGAUGGGCAGAUGGCUACAUGCUGGGCGACAUUUAGUGAAGCAACCGGAACUGCGUUUGUGACUGACGUGCUUGUGAACCAUUUGGUGGAGAUUGAUCCUGCUACUGGGGCCAUUGUCACGGCGACUGCAGGCGCUACUGGGAGUCUGGGAAUGAUUGAUCUCGAGGGCAAAGGCAACUUCAUUUACGCGCUGGCUCCUGGAAAUACCACCGGGGGUACGGCUGCAACAGUGACUGUGUUCGAUGUGAGUGGGGGGAAGGGUGCUGCCAAGGUGAUUCAGAAUUUCGCUCCCCAGGGAGUCACGGAUACUGUGCAGGGGAUGGCUACCAUGUAG
Lachnellula hyalina is the source of this 1329-nucleotide messenger RNA. RefSeq lists its product as uncharacterized. The transcript has 2 exons. The record is from RefSeq and is a predicted model, not a curated record. Bases 1 to 1329 code for a protein of 442 amino acids. Gene Ontology annotation, molecular function: protein binding. Lineage: Eukaryota; Fungi; Ascomycota; Leotiomycetes; Helotiales; Lachnaceae.